AGAUCGUGGAGCUGCUCCUGGAGGCGGGGGCGGCGCUGGACGACCCCGGGGGUCCGGGCUGCGAGGGCAUCACCCCCCUGCACGACGCCCUGAGCUGCGGCCACUUCGAGGUGGCCGAGCUGCUGCUGGACAGAGGGGCCAGUGUCCACUCCAGGAAUGCCAGGGGCCAGACCCCCCUGGACACGCUGCAGGAGUGGGAAGGCACCUACGGGGCCGAGCUGGACCGGGAGACGCGGGAACGCUGCCGGGCGACCCAGCGGCUGCUCCGGGAGGCCAUGGCGGCCAAAGCCCCCCCGGAGCCGUCGCGGGAGCCGUCGCUGUUCGACGCCGAGCUCUCCGAGCGCCUCGUCCCGGAGUCUCCGCCCGGGAAUCCCGGGAAUCUUCCCGCUCCCGGGAAUAACGGGGACGUUCCCUCGCCCGGGAGGAAGCGCCGGUGCCUCCCAGAGGCCGGGAACGAGGAGGGGGAUGAGUUGGGAGCCGCCAUCCGGAACCUGGGAAGCGCCAAAUCCAUCCUGGGAAGCGCCAGAUCCGUCCCGGGAAGCGCCGGAUCCGUCCCGGGCCCUUCCCAGCUCCCGGCGCUCAUCCCGGCCCAGGAAUUCCUGGAGCAGGAGGAUUGGCUGGAGGACGACCUGGGGGCAUCCCGAGGGGCCAGGAAGAGGCCGCGGCAGCGCCGGGAGCCUCGGGAUGAUCCCGCCGGGAUCAUGGGGAGCGCCGGGAUGAAGGGGAGGAAGCGGAACGUCCGGAGGGUCCCGAGGGUCCCCCCGGGGCGAUCCCGGCCCCCCCCGGAGCCUGGGAAUGGCCCGGGGGAGGAGGGGGAGGCCGAGGGGGGGAUCCCGGAUGCUGAAGUGCCCCCGGAUCCGGCGGCGACCCCGAAUCCGGCAGCGACCCCCAAUCCAGCGGUGAUCCCGAAUCCGGCGGCGACCCCCAAUCCCACCCUGCGCGUCCGGGUCCGGGUCCAGGACAACGUUUUCCUGAUCCCGGUGCCCCUGAG
Messenger RNA from Lepidothrix coronata (blue-crowned manakin), 991 nucleotides. It is a transcript of the gene TONSL, whose product is annotated as tonsoku-like, DNA repair protein. The record is from RefSeq and is a predicted model, not a curated record. Gene Ontology annotation, molecular function: protein binding. The transcript has 3 exons. Lineage: Eukaryota; Metazoa; Chordata; Aves; Passeriformes; Pipridae. The annotation marks the transcript as partial.